AUGCGACUUGCGACUUGCGAUGUGCGGCACUGGCCACGCAAACAAGAAGAAUCGGUUGCCGUCUAUGCUCGCAUCCUUAUCCGCAACACGAUUCAUCACGACAAUCAUACUACACUCUCACAGUCCCCACAGUCCCCAACAACUGUCUCGUACGCUGCACAGCGCCAUGCCCAAACGAAUUACUCAUGUACAAACAUCGAGGCCUCUCAUCCAGUUGAUCUGGACUGUUCAGCAGAGGCAAAACUCGAAGACUGA
This is a messenger RNA of Plenodomus lingam JN3, 255 nucleotides long. RefSeq lists its product as uncharacterized. NCBI's taxonomy places the organism in Eukaryota, Fungi, Ascomycota, Dothideomycetes, Pleosporales, Leptosphaeriaceae. The record is from RefSeq and is a predicted model, not a curated record.